This is a messenger RNA of Acaromyces ingoldii, 2042 nucleotides long. RefSeq names its product putative ariadne-1 protein. The transcript is spliced from 4 exons. Lineage: Eukaryota; Fungi; Basidiomycota; Exobasidiomycetes; Exobasidiales; Cryptobasidiaceae. Gene Ontology annotation, molecular function: ubiquitin protein ligase activity; zinc ion binding; ubiquitin conjugating enzyme binding. The record is from RefSeq and is a predicted model, not a curated record. Gene Ontology annotation, biological process: positive regulation of proteasomal ubiquitin-dependent protein catabolic process; protein polyubiquitination; ubiquitin-dependent protein catabolic process. Gene Ontology annotation, cellular component: cytoplasm; ubiquitin ligase complex. The coding region runs from base 271 to 1989 and encodes 572 amino acids.
UUGCGAAUUAGCGCCCGCGCCUCCGGGGUUUGCCUCUCGUCUGUCCCUCGCCCUUCCGCCUUUCGCGCCCCCGCCUCGCCCCUCACAGCCUUCCUUUGAGGGCUUUACCGCGUGUUCAUAGACUACAGCGCACAGCUGUGCGCUUCUCCUUUCUCCUUGCCACCUUUCUUGGCCCUCGAUCUCGUUGUCAUCGCCACAGGUUUCAGCUCAUCGGUCGCGUGAUCAUCUUUCAAAUUGGUACCCAGCUUCAAUACACUUGGCGCACUCAGCAUGUCAUCCUCGCAGCGGUCAGCAGAGGACACGAUGGACGAGGACGACAUUGGUCUUUCCGACUACGAGGAUUAUGAGGAUUACGACGACGAGGAGAUGGACGUUUCGGGAUCCUCGUCGGCCGCCUCGGUGGACGAGGAGGGGGCGCUCGAGGCUCUCGCUUCUUCCGAUGCUGCGCUCGACGAUGCAGGCUUCAACGAGAACGACGACGCAGGAUUCAGCCAGGACUUGGUCAAGAGCGCCAAGAAACCCUAUGAGGUCGAAUACAAGGUACUCAAUGUAGAGAGCAUCGUCAAAGAGCAGAAGAAGGAGGUCGACCAGGUGGCGGGCAUGUUUGUGAUCAAGGAUACCGAUGCCGCUAUUCUUCUGCGUCACUUCGGCUGGAACAAGGAGAAGCUCAUCGAAAAGUACAUGGAUGUGCCUGAGAAGGUCAACGUCGAAGCUGGCGUGCACGAGGACCAGGCGAGGCCCAAGCUGCUCGAACUAGAAGACUUCACCUGCGACAUUUGCUUCCAGUCGGCAGAGGACUUCAAGCCCAAAGCUGGCCAGAGCAAGCCUACCAUCGAGACGCUCGCUCUCGCCUGCAGCCACCGCUUCUGCACAGACUGCUACCGGCAGUACCUCGAGCAGAAGAUCAAGCUUGAAGGAGAGAGCAGACGGAUACAAUGUAUGGAGGAGAAGUGUAACCUCGUCGUCGAUGAAAAGACGGUAGGCCUUCUGGUGGCAGACGACAUUCGCGAGAGAUACAAGACUCUGCUCAAUCGAACCUAUGUUGACGAUGCCCCGAGCUUGCGGUGGUGCCCAGCUCCAAACUGCGAGUACGCUGUGGAGUGCCAUGUCGCUGGUGCAGCGUCGGGUGCCUCUGGCUCGCGAGGCACAGCGAAGCGACGAAAGCGAGACGUGCCGUCCGAGCGCAUCGUUCCGACUGUGAAGUGUCUCUGCGGCUACUCGUUCUGCUUCGCAUGCACCUACGAAGGCCAUGCCCCGGCCGUCUGCGACGUGGUGAAGCUGUGGGUGCGCAAGUGCGAAGAUGACAGCGAGACCGCGAAUUGGAUCCAGGCAAACACAAAAGAAUGCCCAAAGUGCAGCUCGACAAUCGAGAAGAAUGGCGGGUGCAACCACAUGACAUGCCGCAAGUGCCGUUACGAGUGGUGUUGGAUCUGCGCCGGUCCAUGGUCAGAGCAUGGAAACAGCUGGUACAACUGCAACCGCUUCGACGAAAAGAGUGGGACCGAUGCCAGGGAUGCCCAAGCCAAGUCGAGAAUGUCGCUGGAGAGGUAUCUCCACUACUUUAACAGAUUCGCCAACCACGAGCAGUCGGCGCGCCUCGAUCGAGACCUGUACAGCCGGACCGAGAAGAAGAUGGAGGAGAUGCAGUUGACAUCGGACCUGACUUGGAUCGAGGUCCAGUUCCUUAAGAAGGCAGUGGACACGGUGACAGAGUGCCGCAUGACGCUCAAGUGGACUUACGCGAUGGCCUACUACCUGGCCAGGGACAACAUGACGGAGCUCUUUGAAGACAACCAGAGGGAUCUCGAGCGGGCCGUUGAAGAUCUUUCCGAGCAGCUCGAGAAGCCCAUCGAGCGCGAGACGAUUCCGAAGCUCCGGCAGAAGGUGACGGAUCUGACUGUCUACGUCCAGCGCCGUCGUGAGAUUAUGCUCAGCGACACGGCCGAGGGUUUCAACGAGGGUAGAUGGGCAUGGAACACAUCUUUUUAGUAUCUCGUCUAAUCAUCAACGCAUCUGUCCCUGGUCUUCUCUCAUCGGCAUCU